CAGGUGGUAGUAGGAUCUGCAAUCUACUCUGCGAGAACAAAUUAUGCUUUGCAUUUAUGUCAUGAUCUGUUGACAGUUGUGACUGGUGUUGUAGCGACCAACUGGGUUUACAGAACAGCAAAUAUACAACAAAUGUACUAACGUUAGUAUUUUAGAUUAGUUUACAGUCACUAGGCAGAGUGGCACCUUUUCAAUGAGGUACGGUCAGAGAUUAAUAGAUCCAUCUGUGUUAAGGUGCUCCUAACAGUAUACGCGGAUGAAGACAGUUUGUCGGUCGGAAAGGUUGGAUAUUGGGUUAUUAAAUGACUGAGUCUGCGCUAGAGUGUGCAGCUCUCCUUUUCUUUUUCAAAGGUCCUCCUAACAACCAUUGCAAAGCUACGUUCGAUCUGUAUCAGAUCAGCGUCAAAUUCUGUGAAUAUGUGAAUGUAGGCCACUUGGCCAAUAAAAGUUGUUUUGAUUCUGAUAGACAGUAGUUUUACUUCGAAUGUCCUAGUCUCUUCCCAUAUCCCAUACAAUCACACGUCAGUGGCCCAGGAAGCGUGGGAGAAAGAUAACCCAAUGUUUUCUCAAUAAAAAACAGGUGUAUUGGCAAGAACCUAGUUAUUUUGUAUAUUUUAUGAAAUAGGAAUAACUCUGAAUACACGAUACAUUUAUUUUUCAAAUUAUUUUUCAACAUUUUGGUGUGUGUGAUUUGUUGGCUAUUUAUGCUGGUAACGCGUAGAUAGGCGCAUCAUAAUUUGGUUUAUGACAUCACAAUGUGAAAUAGGCAACAUAUUUUGAUGUUCUGCAAACUAAGGCAUAGUCUACAAAUACACUGAAAUGGGAUGUUUGUGUUGCUGUAAAAAGGUAUAUGUCUAUUCUGUGCUAGAAUUUGUCUAAUUCUGUUACAAUUUAGAGUAUAUUCUAUUCUUUUCAGCUAUUCCUAGUUGUUUCAUUGUCUAUUUAUGUGUCCCAAAUGGCAGAAUUUGGGACAGAGGGUAUAACUGUAUGGUUACAAUGGUUUUAUUUUUCUAAACAUGUAUAUUUACUAUUUGUUAGCCUAUGAUACAGAAUUCAAUAUGAUUGGGCGACGAGUUCUUUAUUUUAUGGUCAGAUCAUGUGGUUUGGGUGUGACAUUUGCUGCUAGUUCAAAUAUAACAUAUAUAAUGUUUCUCCAAACAGAAAAAGAAGUGCAGAGUUCGCCUCGGGAUUGGGAGCCGCUGUCCAUCGCCGUUCCCAAUCCCACCCAAACUGACGUCAUUGGAUGCCAGCAUGGUAACUGCGUCAGUUUGGAAAAACCGGGAGAAGAAGAACGUAAAGGAUCACCACCAACUUGAUUCUUCCUUUGUCUCUUCUUUCCACUUGAAACCGUCUACAACAUCUCUGACGCCCCUCGACCCCUUAUCUGGCCGAACACCAAUCGGCACUCCAUCCCCCUCACCCCCCUCACCCUCUGGAUCCCCUGCCAGAUCCCCUUCCACUCGCUCCAAGUUCUUCGGCCUCUCUUCUCCCUCCUCUCUCCACAUGUCAUCUCUCUCUUCUUCUUCUUCAGAGGAGGAAGGAUCACAGACCUCCUCCCCUUUUAGUGCUUCUUCUGUUUCCCUGGCUGUCUCAACUCAGUUUUCCUCCUCCUCCCCUGGCCCCCAGUCCUCCUCUCCAAACCCCCUGGACCACCAUGGAGAGACCAACAAAGACAGUGAGACUGCCAGAGAUCUUAUGAGCUCUGAGGUCAAAGAGGUGGGGGCAGUUGUUCCACAGACAAAGAGAAUGAUACCCCUAUUUGCUGGCAUCGCAGAGGCCUCCAUUGACCUGAAGGGUUCCUCUGUCUCCUUGGAGAGGCCAUUGGUCAGGUCUCGGGAAGCCAUGGCUCGCCUCCCCAACCUGUUCAGCAAGAGUAGCACCCAGCUGGGGGAGCAGAGCUGCACAGGCGAGGGCGAAGACAACACCAAGCUCCUCGGGUUGCCUAAUAUUGGCAACACCUGCUUCAUGAACUCUGCUCUGCAGUGCCUGCUGGGGCUGCCAGCAUUUUGCAGAGACAUCCUGAGACAGCAGAACAUCUGGAGUUCCUCCCCCUCCUCUAAACUGCUAUGCUGCUUUGCCGAGUUACAUCAGGCCAGGCUUUCUGGAGGCACUGUUAAUGCUAAGAACAAGGAAAAUAAGAAAAUCCUUCAAACAGUCAAGCGCUGCCUAUCCGUUGUCAAUGAGGACUAUGAGGAAGACUAUGAACAGGAUGCCCAUGAAUGUGUGUUGCUCCUCCUCUUUCAGCUGAAGGAGGAGGGUAUGGCAUUAAAGGGCUCACCAGAGCCAUACACCUGCCCCGUGAAGCAGUUAGAAUUCAAGCUGAAGACUUCCCGUACCUGCACCAGCUGUGGAGUUAUAGUGUAUGGUCAGGAGGAUUAUAAUCACCUGUCACUGAGCCUGAGCCAUUACCUGCCACACAGCCUGGACCUCUACUUUAAGCCAUCUGCGUUAGAGUGUGCAUGCAGGGUGUGCUCAGGCAGCUCAGCAUCUGUGACUAGGCACUUCCUCACGCUGCCCCGGGUCCUAAUGCUUCAUAUCAAGCGAUUUACUGCAGGCGACUGGGAGCCAGAGAAGUUGGAUGAUCCCAUGUCCAUCCCUGCAGAAAUAACCCUCCCAGCCGUAUGUGGGAAGACAGCCCAUGUCCAGUAUGGAGCCAGGGCAAGCUCCCUGGGGAGAAACAACAUGGACAACACACCUGCAAACUCCCCGAAAGGCACCCUUGAUAGACCAGCUUCAAAUUCCUCUGACCAGCUAGAGAAACCAGCUGACAGUGAGAAAAAGCAGCAGGCAGCCGCUGUGAGACACCAGCCAGACAAUAUCUACAAAUUGUCAAGUGUGAUCUCACAUCUGGGAGACAACAUGUAUACAGGCCACUACAUCAGUGAUGUUUUGGACAGCCGUGGCAGUGGGUGGCUCUGCCUGGAUGACGCACAUGUCUUGAGGACAGAUGAGGCCACUGUGCUGAAGGAGAUUGCACAGACUGCCUACAUCCUGUUCUAUGUCUGCAGUGGAGCAGGUGAAGGAGACCAGGCCCCUCACUACCAGGAGAAGGACCAGGAGAACCCAUCAUUAAACUCAGGGAGCGGCACAGCGCUCAGGGACCACCUGGAGUAGCACCUACCACACACCAAGAAACCUCAGAUUAAUCGAAUUAGGCUGCCCUACACCACCAUCAACUGCCUUAGACCACCAUCAAGCUGCCCUAGACCACCAUCAGACUGCCCUACUCCACCAUCAAGCUGCCCUACUCCACCAUCAAGCUGCCCUAGACCCCCAUCAAGCUGCCCUAGACCCCCAUCAAGCUGCCCUAGACCCCCAUCAAGCUGCCCUAGACCACCAUCAAGCUGCCCUAGACCACCAUCAAGCUGCCCUAGACCACCAUCAAGCUGCCCUAGACCACCAUCAGACUAUCCUAGACCAUUAGGACAUCACGCUGGCCUAAACCACCUAGACACCAAGCUGCCCUAGAACACCAGGCUGCCCUAGACCACCUGGACAUCAGGGUGCCCUAGACCACCAGGCUGCCCUAGACCACCAGAAGAAACAGCCUACACCACAAAGCAUGUACCCACUCUAGGCCAUCUACUGUAUGUUUACAAUUAUAUAAAUAUAAAACA
Oncorhynchus kisutch (coho salmon) is the source of this 3617-nucleotide messenger RNA. Its product is annotated as ubiquitin carboxyl-terminal hydrolase 26-like. The record is from RefSeq and is a predicted model, not a curated record. Gene Ontology annotation, cellular component: nucleus; cytosol. The transcript is spliced from 15 exons. Gene Ontology annotation, molecular function: cysteine-type deubiquitinase activity. NCBI's taxonomy places the organism in Eukaryota, Metazoa, Chordata, Actinopteri, Salmoniformes, Salmonidae. The coding region runs from base 1252 to 3114 and encodes 620 amino acids. Gene Ontology annotation, biological process: protein deubiquitination; G1/S transition of mitotic cell cycle.